UGUGGCUCUGCAGCAUCACCGUCCUGCUGGGCACUGCCCUCCUCCUGCCCGUGCCCGGGGGCACCCAGGUGAGCCCCCACCCUCCGCCUCGCCCUCCCACUGCCCUGCGUGAUGAGUGGGCACAGGGAGAUCCACGUGUGAUCUAUGCCACCCCCCGGCACCCCCCUUCUCUCCCCACAGGCUCCAAGUGACUCUGGGCAGAAGGACCUGGCCGUGGAGCAGGAUUUGGCCAAGGAAAUCAUCCUGGGCAUACGAGCGGUGGAGCCACCAGAGCCUGAGAUCACCGAAGAGGUGGAACCGGGUGUAAAGGUCUUCUCCAGCAGCGCCGGGGCUCAAUGGGGCCCCCGCCAAGCCCAGGUGGGACCGGAGGAGGACCGUGACCACCUCCACCACCCCCAGGAUGAUGUCGGGGAGGCCGAUGCCAGCAGGCCACCCUGGAAGCUGUCCCUGGAGGUACAGAACGGCCCGGAGGAGGACCGCGACCAUCUCCACCACAGCUGAGUCGAUAUGUGCCCGGGCUGCAAAAUAAGGGGCGGAAGCCACCCCUGGGGGUUUCUGAGGGGACUCGCCCCUCCCUACCCACC
Egretta garzetta (little egret) is the source of this 584-nucleotide messenger RNA. It is a transcript of the gene PRAP1, whose product is annotated as proline rich acidic protein 1. The record is from RefSeq and is a predicted model, not a curated record. Bases 145 to 501 code for a protein of 118 amino acids. Lineage: Eukaryota; Metazoa; Chordata; Aves; Pelecaniformes; Ardeidae. The transcript has 2 exons.